Molecule: messenger RNA, 2637 nt
Organism: Coccinella septempunctata (seven-spotted ladybird)
Lineage: Eukaryota; Metazoa; Arthropoda; Insecta; Coleoptera; Coccinellidae
Product: organic cation transporter protein
Exons: 11
Coding region: 645-2234 (529 amino acids)
Biological process (GO): transmembrane transport
Cellular component (GO): membrane
Molecular function (GO): transmembrane transporter activity
Source: RefSeq, a predicted model, not a curated record
UAACCGUCUACCGUUCUGAAUAAUAACAAUGAAUUUAUGCUCUUUAUUGCAAGUCAAAUCAAGGCCUUAUAUCGUUAUGUCAGGAAAUCAUUAGCAAUUACCAUUGAAUAUUAUAUUUUGUGCUCGGGAAACGUGCUAAUACGUAACAGAAAUCUACAACCCUAUAUCUUCUGUUCGUCCCGCUAAUUCGAUAAUAAAUGUUCAAAACGCUCGCAAAAGAAAACCACACAUGGAUGUCUGAUUAGUGACUAAUCUACAAAUUUUAACUCCUCCUGCUGGUCGGAUUUUCUCACUACGCUAUCGCGGAAAAUCCCAUAUAUUCGACAAGUUAAAUACAACUAAUCGAAUUCUCAACAUUUUUGUUUAUCACUGAUUGGAAUAUCUAAUGAUGGGGAGGAACGUAUAAUUGAACAAUAAUUAUUGUUGGACGUAACGCUGAGGCAAUUUGUUUUGAUUUUCCAACGUUUGGCGACCGCAUAGAUUUUAUAAAAUGUGUGACACUCAGAAUGAGAUUUAUCUGUUGUACUUGUGCCAAGUACCGCUAUGGUGAAUGUUCGGACUGAUUUGUUUUGUUGACAGAACCUUCACAAAGAAGGAAAUCUAACACAACACGAAGAAAUCGAUUAUUUGAGUGCGGUACAAACAUGGACUUGGAUGAUAUGCUGGAAGAAAUAGGGGAGUUCGGCAGAUUUCAAAUAACGAUUUAUGGAUUGGUGUGUUUGCCAGUCUUAUUUGCUGCUGCUAAUAGUUUGAGCUAUGUGUUCACGGCUGGCGUGCCUAAUUACAGGUGUUACAUACCAGAAUGCGAAGAUCUGCAUAGUACAUCUUAUGACACUCCAUGGAUGAAAUGGGCCAUACCUCCUGACACCAAUGCAAACCAAGAUAGUUUUAAACCUAGUACCUGUAUCAGGUACGUACCUAAAAGUACUACGCCAUCCAAUGCGACCUGCUCUGCUUCUAUCUUCACAAAUUCAACAGAGAAAUGUUCAGAAUGGAUUUUCUCCAGCGAUGAACGGACCAUAGUGAAUGAUUGGAAGAUAACUUGCAUUGAAAACCAGUGGAAAUUGUCCCUUGUUGGCUCUUGUCAUUUUGCUGGUAUUAUUGUUGGAUCGGCUCUGUUCGGCGUUUUAGCAGAUAGGUUUGGAAGAAAAUUAGUAUUCAUAUUUUGUAUCAUGUUGAUGGGGAUAUCAGGAAUGGCUCAAACUAUCUGUCCAGAAUACGUUACUUUUGAUAUCAUGAUUUUCGUUAACGCUAUGGGCACAGCUGGAGUGUAUCCUCUAGCUUUUAUAAUAGGGGUUGAAAUGGUUGGAAAGAGAAGGAGGGAGCUCACAGGAAUCGUCCUCAACUAUUUUUAUGCUAUCGGCGAAGCUUUGGUAGCUUUAAUAUCUUGGCUCACAAGAGACUGGGUAAUGCUCCAACUCAUCAUAUCAGCGCCUGCCCUUUUAUUUUUUGUUUAUUAUUGGAUGAUACCUGAGUCGGUGAGGUGGCUCUUGGCCAACCAAAAGCGGAGAAAGGCGAAACACAUAAUUUGCAAAGUAGCUAAAAAAAAUAAAGUUAUAUUAUCAGAUCUCGUACUAGACACAUUCAAAGAGGAAUCUUCCUUGACGGGGAUAGAAGAUGAUACUAGAAUAAUCCCUGUUGUGAAAGAAAUGAUUGAAUCGAACAAAUUGAUCAUCAGAUUCGCGAUAAUUUAUUUCAUAUGGGCUGUUAACGCAUUUGUAUACUAUGGGCUCUCUGUAAACUCAACCAGCAUGAGUGGAGAUAAAUAUUUAAACUUCGCACUAGUGAGUUUGAUAGAAAUACCAGGUUAUACUUUAGCAUGGGUCAGCAUAAGGCAUUGUGGGAGGAGAUUUUCUUUGGUUGGUUCACUUCUGCUUUGUGGAUUGACUUGCGGCUUGACAAUUUGGAUACCACCAGAUUUGGCUUGGGCAUCGAUGUCACUAUUUUUAUUAGGGAAAUUAGGAAUAACAAGUGCUUUUGGUAUAGCAUAUGUAUACACUGCUGAAUUACUUCCCACAGCUGUCAGAAGUGGAGGAGUUGGCUCAGCUUCAACAGUGGCAAGAGUAGGGGCACUACUUGCACCUUUCGUUCCACUUUUGGGUAUCUAUAUGAAAUCUUUACCAUCAAUUUUAUUUGCAUCAGUUGCCAUAACGGCUGGAUUUUUAGCUUUAAAACUACCAGAAACUCUAGGAAGGAAAUUACCAGAAACUGCCAAAGAAGCAACAAUCAUAUGAAAUUAUUUCUAUUAUAGAAAUUCGUCAUAAUGUGAUACCCUGAAAUAAUACUAAAUUUAUUAAUUUUUGUAUAAAACUGAUUUUAUAUGAAAACUCAAAACACUAUAUUUUCAAAAUAAAAAAAAUAUAUUCAAACAUUGAAAUUAUAUCAAUGAACAAUAAUUUGAUCAAAUUUUUUGAUAGUUCCUAUGUUUCGAAAGUGUAUAUUUCAGAACUAACUGUGAUACUGUAACUUCAAACAGGAUUUUUUAUAUAUCUUUCAUCUCAUUUUGAGUUCCCUAGUUCCCAAUUAUUUUACCAAUGAAUGGAAUAUUUGAAAUAGAUUUAGACAAUCCUAAAAAAGUUUUCUGAUACUCUAUAUCUUUGUAUUAGAAGUUUUGAAAUAAAAAACUAUAUACACAAA